Lontra canadensis (Northern American river otter) is the source of this 2378-nucleotide messenger RNA. RefSeq names its product piggyBac transposable element derived 1 (gene PGBD1). Lineage: Eukaryota; Metazoa; Chordata; Mammalia; Carnivora; Mustelidae. The transcript has 5 exons. Gene Ontology annotation, molecular function: sequence-specific DNA binding. The record is from RefSeq and is a predicted model, not a curated record. Bases 21 to 2225 code for a protein of 734 amino acids.
CAUCCUACUGGUAUUUUAAGAUGUGCGUCAGGAACGUAAAGCUCGGCAUGGAUGAAGCUUUGCCAGGCCUCACACCUGAAAACAGAGACAGCCUUGUGAAAGUGAAGGAGGAGGACCCCCCCUGGGAGCAGACAUGGGGCUCUCGGGAGAGCAGCCCCCGCGCUCAGGAGCUCUGCCGCCUGCGCUUCCGGCAGUUCUGCUACCAGGAGACCCCGGGGCCCCGCGAGGCGCUGAGCCGGCUGCGGGAGCUCUGCCGACGCUGGCUGCGGCCCGAGACGCACAGCAAGGAGCAGAUCGUGGAGCUGCUGGUGCUGGAGCAGUUCCUGACCAUCCUGCCCGAGGAGCUGCAGGCCCGGGUGCGGGAGCAGCAGCCGGAGAGCGGGGAGCAGGCGGUGGCCGCCCUGGAGGACCUGGAGAAAGACACGGGAGACCCAGGAAAGCAGACAUCAGUGAAGACUGAGGAAGAAGCCACCCAGGCCCUUGUCACAGAGCAGCAGCCACCACCGAGUCGGACCCCCAGGAGCCCCUGUGGGAAGUCGGCUCAGGAGAACGUUCCGGACGUCUGUCUGAUGGCUGAAGAAGUUGUAACUGAAGAUGGGUUAUUUAAUGCAAAGAAAGAAACUUCUCAAGAAAUGGAGCACACUGCUGAGGCCCCAGGAACAGCCAGUAGAGAUGGCAUGCUCCAGCCACCUUGUACUUCUGUCCCUACUGACAGGACAGUUGCACAUUUGAACACCCUGAAGGACCGUUACCCGGGUGACUUGUGGGCCCGAAUGCACAUCUCCUCCUUGGAAUAUGCUGCAGGAGACAUGACCCGCAAGGGGAGGAGAAAGGACAGAGCUCGGGUGAGUGAACUGCUCCAAGGCCUUGCAUUCUCUGGGGACUCAGAUGUGGAAGAAGAUAACAAGCUUGAGGCCCACCACGCUCAAAAGAAGCUAAAGAUAUCAGAUGUACCCGAGAAGAACUGGGCCAAAAGAGACAUUAAACCCAACUUCCCAAGCUGGUCAGCACUGGAUUCUGGACUUUUGAAUCUUAAGAGUGAGAAGCUGAACCCAGUAGAGCUCUUUGAGUUAUUUUUUGAUGAUGAAAUAUUCAACAUGAUUGUCAAUGAAACCAAUAAUUACGCAUCUCAGAAAAAUGUCAACCUGGAAGUCACAGUUCCGGAAAUAAGGUGUGUCUUGGGUAUCUUGCUUUUGAGUGGAUUUGUGAGGCGUCCCCGAAGGGGAAUGUACUGGGACAUCUCCGAUGCUGACCAGAACCUGGUUAGAGAUGCAAUUAGAAGGGACAGAUUUGAAUUGAUUUUCUCAUACCUACAUUUUGCAGAUAAUAGCCACCUAGAUCAAAAAGAUAAGUUUACAAAGUUGAGGCCUCUCAUAAAGCAAAUGAAUAGAAAUUUCCUCCUGUAUGCUCCCCUGGAAGAGUACUAUUAUUUUGGUAAGACAAUGUGUGAAUGCUUUGACAGUGACCAGUUCCUGAAUGGGAAACCUCUUAGAAUUGGCUAUAAAAUCUGGUGUGGCACAACCACACAGGGUUAUCUGGUGUGGUUUGAGCCCUAUCAAGAAGACUCAGCAGUGAUAGUGGGUAAGAAUGUCGAUCUGGGUUUAGGUGGGAAUCUAGUGCUGCAUUUUGCUGAUGUUCUUCUAGAGAGAGGCCAGUAUCCCUAUCACCUGUGUUUUGAUAGCUUCUUUACGAGUAUCAAAUUGGUGUCAGCCUUGAAGAAAAAAGGACUGAGGGCAACAGGAACAAUUCGAGAGAACAGGACUGAAAAAUGUCCCCUCAUGAAUGCAGAACAUAUGAGGAAAAUGAAGAAGGGAUAUUUUGAUUUCCGAGUAGAAGAGAAUGAGGAGAUAAUUUUGUGUCGUUGGCAUGGUGAUGGCAUUAUCAGCCUGUGCUCCAACGCUGUGGGCAUAGCACCAGCCAGGGAGCUCAGGUGUUCUGCUAAUGAGGAGGACGUCCACCAGGGAGCUCAGCCGGCCAUAGUGAAACUGUAUGGUGAGUGCAGGGAAGGUGUCGCUAAAAUGGAUCAAAUCAUUUCCAAGUACAGGGUGAGAAUAAGAAGCAAGAAAUGGUACUCAAUUUUGGUGAGCUACGUAAUUGAUGUAGCCAUGAACAACGCCUGGCAGCUACACAGAGCCUGUAACCCGGGCACCGCUCUAGACCUCCUAGAGUUUCGGAGAUACAUCGCACAUUUCUACUUGGAACACAAUGCUAAUCUGUCAGAUUAAGGCAGAAAAAAUGAACACGAUACCAAUAUUAACAGGACAAAAAUAUCACAGGUACAAAUCAGAUUGUACCCUUCCAAAGCAAACAUUCCAUGUAAUGGAAUUAUUAAGUAAAUAUUUUAAAAAGCCAAGCAUCUCUGUAGAGUUUCAAAGACU